AUGCCAGAGGCUGUUCACCUUGGAGACCUGCUGCGGAUAUGGGGCCAGCGAGAGCUCACCGGACGCCGCCGGAACCGCGACGCUUUCCAAGGCACGGGCCCCUCUCUCGGGGCGAACCCAUUCCAGGGCGCCCUGCCCUUCACAAAGAAAAGAGAACUCUCCCCGGGGCUCCCGCCGGCUUCUCCGGGAUCGGUACCUGGGGCAGGGUGGGGGCGCGACCGCGACCGCGAGGACCGCGACGCGCCCCCGGCGGAGGAGACCGAGGGCCCGCUCGGGCGCCACCGCGGCGGCGAGACGCACGGCCCGACGGCAGGGAGAACGACACUGCCCGACCCCCGCCCACCGACCGGAGCCGGUGGGGGGGAAAAUCCCGAAAGGGUGUGGCACCGCCACGACCCCCGGCGGCGGCGCCGCGGAGAGACGGCGAGGGGGGACGAGAACGUCGGCACGCGGCCUCCGGAGACCCCCCUCGACCGACCACAGCGCGACACCCGGCUCCGCCGAGGGCCGCCCGGCGGCGGGUACGGACCGCCACCGGCCACGGGGAGGAGCGGACGGCGGGCCCCGGCGGGCCCGGAGAGCGAGAGCGCCGGCCGCGGGCACCACCGCGGCGGUGGGCGAGGACCCCCGAGCGCGGGCGAGCCGCGGGGGACCGGGACGACGCGGGCAGCAGCCCGACGGGCGGACGAGAAGCGGAGGAGAGGAGGCCCGCGGGGAGACCCGCGAGAGGCCGGAAACGCCGGCGACCCCCCGGCCGCCACACGGGGCGAGGCCGGAGGAGAGGAGGCGGCACGGGAAAGGGCAGGCCGGCCGGAGCGGGGGCGAGCCCGAGGAGCCCCGGGGAGGGAAGAACCCUCCGCGGGCCAGGCUCCCCCAAAACGCGGGGGAGGGCCGCGGCAUCCGGCAUGGGGCGCCGCCGCCUCCGCCAGCGGCCCACCGCGGGAAUCUCACCACCCGAGGCCUCCGAGCACAAGGGCGGUCCCGCGGCAGCCGAAGACGGACGACGGCGACCACCGCCGCCACCGAACGGGCAAGGACUCGAGCUUCGCCCGGCACCGACCGACCGGCCAGGCGUGGACGGGUCAGACACCCCCCGACCAAGCGCACCUCCUCGACCGGCAGCAGAGUCGACCGACGGUCACGACCGCCCCCCACCGCACCGACGACAGAACGCACGCCACCCCUCCGAUCACCGCACGCACCUCCGACCAGAGUCCCCCCCGGGCUAAACGAGGCCCGGUCAGGCACGACCUGCAACCGGGCGAGAGAGAACAGCCGCCGCCGGCGGGCGACCGCGCGGGAGGAGGGCCACGGGGGCCGAAGCGCCCGCCCGGCCACCGCAAGGGCACACACAGCCUCCCGUGGGGAGGGCGGCCCGAGGGGGCCGGGGGGAUCCGGGCCCGCGAGGGCCGGGGCACGCGGCACGCGCGCCAGACGGGCUCCGAGAGGAGCAACGAGAGCGGGAGGCGCCCAUCGGGGCGACCGGGCCGCCGGGAAAACAACGCACGGGAAUCCCACCGCCCACAGACCAGGGCGGUCCCGCGCCCACGCCCGGGACGCCGGCCGGCCCCGACGGCCGACCCACCCGCGCCCUCCGCCUCGGAAGCCACGUCCACACGCGUCACCGCAGCGCCCCGCCACCGGGGGCCCGGAGGGUCCAACGCCGACCACCGCCACCCGUCCCCGGCCCCACCGCGGGGCGGGAAGGGCCGACGGCGCCCAGAACCUCCGCGAGCCCGCACGCGCGGGCCGCAACACAAGCCUCUCGCCUUUCCUCUUCCGUCCGCCCGCCCGAGCCCUGACCGAGGGUCCCGGAGCCCAGGCGGCAACGUCCGGCACCCGGGGGGGCCGCCGCCACCACGCGGACCGCGCGGCGGCGCCUCGCUCGGCCGGGCGGCCGAGACGGGACCCCCCGAGAGCACACACCCCGAAGCCGAGCGGUCCGGCGGCCGGUCCCCGCCGGAGCGGGGCCGCGACCGCAUCUCACGUGAGCGUCCGCGUGCCAGUUACUGCGAGGCACGCGGGCGCGCGCCCGGAACGCGGAGGCCCUCCCCCGUCCACCGCCCCGCGGCGAACCGCAGAGGAGGCAACGGCGGGCGACCCCGCGACGAGGACGACCGGCUCGACCCCCCUGGAAGGGUCCAAGCCGCGCCAGAAGCCACGCGCCGACCCGGUGGCGACGGCGGCGGCGGCGGCGGCGGCGGCGGCCGCCCGGGGAAAAGCGGACGCAUCCCCGAGCGGAUGGACGAACCCCCGCCCGCCCGAACCCCCGAGACACACACCCCGAAAGCCACCGGCGCCCCCGCGGGCUCACAGCCGGACCCCGUCACCCUCUCCCCGGCCCUCGUCUCACGGCGCCACCGGCCGGGCACGCGGGGAGAGCGGGUCCGCUCCGCGCCGCUCCUCUCCGGCCCCGGUCCGGCCAUCGGCCCCACUCGGCUCCGGACCCUGGAGCGAUGCACCCACCGCCGGCGGAGCGCCAGCGCGGGCGCCCGGGAAGACUCGGGGCCGCCGCGGACCGUGGAGCGACACUACGCGCCACCCGCCGGCGGAGUGCUGGUCGACCCGCCCGGACAGCCCCGCCAGGCGCCGGCACCCGGCUCCGAAGGCAACAGGACCUCCCCUAUAAGCCUGCAGUUCCAAUCUCCGCCGUCGGACCUCGUGGGGUGGCGCCUUGACAGCGGGACCAAUUUCGAUUGGGACGCCGACCUCCUGGAAGGCCGCCUCGGGCACUGCAACCGAAUCGCUGCCGUCACCUCCAGAGGAGCUCCGGCGCCGAAGAAAAGCGGACGCCAGGUGGCGCCCGAGCACCCUCUGUGGGAUCGCCAUCCCCGCGCGGAUGAUGUGGAGGGAGACUAA
This is a messenger RNA of Sorex araneus (European shrew), 2859 nucleotides long. Its product is annotated as collagen alpha-1(III) chain-like. Lineage: Eukaryota; Metazoa; Chordata; Mammalia; Eulipotyphla; Soricidae. Bases 1 to 2859 code for a protein of 952 amino acids. The transcript is spliced from 11 exons. The record is from RefSeq and is a predicted model, not a curated record.